This is a messenger RNA of Vicugna pacos (alpaca), 2153 nucleotides long. RefSeq names its product L-gulonolactone oxidase. NCBI's taxonomy places the organism in Eukaryota, Metazoa, Chordata, Mammalia, Artiodactyla, Camelidae. Gene Ontology annotation, cellular component: membrane. Gene Ontology annotation, molecular function: D-arabinono-1,4-lactone oxidase activity; FAD binding. The record is from RefSeq and is a predicted model, not a curated record.
GCCUGGGCUGCUGUUUGUCUGGGUGGAGCCUGUCGUCACACUGUUUACUCACCUCUGCUGAGGCCCAAAGCCCCUCCGUGUGGCCGCUGUGGACUCAGCCCUGAGCUUCUGCAGUCACUGUCACCGUGCGGUCAGCUCCAGUCCCGCUGCCCUGUGCCCUGUUCCCGGAGGAAGCCGGAGUCAGCCAAGGCCACUGACCCACCACUGGAGCCAUGGUCCAUGGGUACAAAGGAGUCAAAUUCCAAAACUGGGCGAGGACCUAUGGCUGUUGCCCGGAGAUGUACUAUCAGCCCACGUCCGUGGAGGAGCUCAGAGAGGUGCUGGCCCUGGCGAGGCAGCAGAACAAGCGAGUGAAGGUGGUGGGCGGUGGCCACUCACCCUCGGACAUCGCCUGCACGGAUGGCUUCAUGAUCCACAUGGGCAAGAUGAACCGGGUCCUCAAGGUGGACAUGGAGAAGAAGCAGGUAACUGUAGAGGCCGGCAUCCUCCUGGCUGACCUGCACCCACAGCUGGACAAGCACGGCCUGGCCUUGUCCAACCUGGGAGCCGUGUCAGACGUGACUGCUGGCGGCGUCAUCGGGUCUGGAACGCACAACACGGGGAUCAAGCACGGCAUCCUGGCCACCCAGGUGGUGGCGCUGACCCUGCUGACGGCCGACGGGACGGUUCUCCAGUGCUCUGAGGCCAGCAAUGCAGACGUUUUCCAGGCUGCACGGGUGCACCUGGGCUGCCUUGGAGUCAUCCUCACCGUCACCCUGCAGUGUGUGCCCCAGUUCCACUUGCAGGAGACCUCCUUCCCCUCAACCUUGAGAGAGGUCCUGGACAACCUGGACAGUCACCUGAAGAAAUCCGAGUACUUCCGCUUCCUCUGGUUCCCGCACAGUGAAAACGUCAGCGUCAUCUACCAGGACCACACCAACAAGCCUCCCUCCUCUGCAGCCAGCUGGUUCUGGGAUUAUGCUAUUGGAUUCUAUUUACUGGAGUUCCUGCUCUGGAUCAGCACCUUCCUGCCGGGCCUCGUGGGCUGGAUCAAUCGCUUUUUCUUCUGGCUCCUGUUCACCGGGAAGAGGGAGAGCUGCAACCUGAGCCACCAGAUCUUCACCUACGAGUGCCGCUUCAAGCAGCACGUCCAGGACUGGGCCAUCCCCAGAGAGAAGACCAAGGAGGCCCUGCUGGAGCUGAAGGCCAUGCUGGAGGCGCACCCCAAGGUGGUGGCCCACUACCCCGUGGAGGUGCGCUUUGCGCGGGGGGACAACAUCCUGCUGAGCCCCUGCUUCCAGAGAGAGAGCUGCUACAUGAACAUCAUCAUGUACAGGCCCUACGGCAAGGACGUGCCGCGGCUGGACUACUGGCUGGCUUAUGAGACCAUCAUGAAGAAGGUGGGGGGCAGACCCCACUGGGCCAAGGCCCACAACUGCACCCGGAAGGACUUCGAGAAAAUGUACCCUGCCUUUCCGAAGUUCUGUGCCAUCCGAGAAAAGCUGGACCCCACUGGGAUGUUCCUGAACGCAUAUCUGGAGAAGGUGUUCUACUGAAGCAGAAACAGAAAACAAGUCGAGCUCACCCCAUCCGCUCCCCCAGGGCCACCUCCGAUGAGGCUGGAGGCUCAGUGUCCCAGUGGCCUCAUAGGGGAACAGACCUCUCCCCCAGCCACCCUCAGCCACAGCGCCCGCAGCUGCUCCGACCCUCAGCAGUGAGCCUGGGCACCCCCCUGACGUCCUUCGUCCCCACAGAAAGGGAGAGGGCCAAGUCUGCCUUUACAUCUUUAGCCACACCUUUUUCGCCCAAGCCUACAAUCACAUUCUGUUUUCCCAAGAGACAGAGAAACCCGCAAAUGUUCCCUUUGGCCAGGCGGUCAGGACUCAGCCAUCCAAAGGUUUCACCUGCCCGCAGAGUGUCUGGAGCUCCAGGGGUCGUAGGGAGGGGCGCCACCUGCAUGUGUUUGGGCACCGAGGUCGUGUGUGCUGUGCUCUGCUUUCUUUCACUCGUGAGGGUCUUUCAGAUGCUCAGAUGACUGCCCCCUGCCCAGGGACUGCCCCCUCCCAGAGGGCAUCUGACGUCCCGAAGCCCGACCGGCAGCGAGUCUCUUCCAGAGGAUAUUUGGGGCGUGGGACUCUCCUUGCUUUGUUUUUAAUAAAGGUGAAGAAUUGAUU